Molecule: messenger RNA, 5296 nt
Organism: Salmo salar (Atlantic salmon)
Lineage: Eukaryota; Metazoa; Chordata; Actinopteri; Salmoniformes; Salmonidae
Gene: osgn1
Product: oxidative stress induced growth inhibitor 1
Biological process (GO): negative regulation of cell growth
Molecular function (GO): growth factor activity; oxidoreductase activity
Source: RefSeq, a predicted model, not a curated record
ACCCAAUUCCAAAGAUGAAGAAGAAGGUGACCAUGAGUGGCUGGUGAACACAACGCAAAUAGGAAUUAUAAAAUUAGUUCAUGCUCAUCUUCCAUCGCGGGUUACCGUAACAUUGCAGCAUUUUACACAUGUCGGUGAAAGAGUCACAUAACGAGAAUUUGAGGCAUAUCUUUAGAGAUUGCAGUCGGUUGAACCUGCCUGGGGAAGGAAUCGAAGGUUUUCAACAAGGGUAGGCGUUUGAUAACUCUAGCAGCGUUUAAGGGAUAUCAGCGGUAGCCUUGUCUUCAUAGCUAUCGAUAAAAGCAUACAGUGGCCAUGGACUUGCAAAAUAAAGAUAUCCUUCCCAGAGAGAUUCUGCCAGUUGUUGUCAUCGGAAUGAAGAGGAACUCCGCUCGCUCCCAAGGCUGCGCGUGUGACUGAGCUCAUGCCUUAUUUUGGGACACCUGAUACAAUCAGCUCUUAUUCUCUCCCCAGUCACAGUAGAAGCAUGAAACAAGGUAACGGCCCCUCGGGCAUCUGCCUGUCAUAUCUGUUGUCAGGUUACACCCCCUACCUAUCUCCAGAGGGCACUCACCCUAACCCCCUACUGCAAGGCAAGCUGGAUCAACAGCCUCAUUUGUCACUGUUGGAGCUGGACCUGGAGUACCUGUGUGAGGGACUAGAGGGCCGCUCCUCCAACCCCGUGGCUGUGCUGUUUGACUCCCUGCUCCUGCCCGACAGUGACUUUGGGCUGGACCAUGCCUCACCUCUGCUUUGGCGCUACGAACCGGAGCGGGCCACCCCACACCUGGUGCUUGGCAAAGGACCCCCAGGAGGAGCCUGGCAUGCGAUGGAAGGCUCCAUGCUCACUCUUAGCCUAGCUAACUGGAUGGAACUGCCCGGCCUGAAGCUUAAGGAGUGGAUGAGAGAAAAACGCAGGAAUGUCCGUAACGACAGGGCCACCCCCGCCGAGAUCGCCUCCUACUACCAGCACUAUGUCAACCAGAUGGGCCUGGAGGACAGCUUCGCCUGCGGCACCACCGUCACCUCCAUACAGAGGGUGAACUGCGAGGGGGCCAGCGGCCGUCCCUUUUGGAAAGUCCAGGGAACCCAGAAGAGGGAGGCUGACGAGCUGGGGGAAGGAAGUCUGUCAGAGGUCCCCUUUAUAGUGUGCGCAGACUACGUGGUUCUGGCCACGGGCACCCAUGACAUCCCGGCCCGUCUGGGCGUGGAAGGCGAGGGUCUCCCCUUCGUGUGCCACAGCUUCUGGGAGCUGGAGGCAGCAAUCUCCAGAGGCCAGCUGGACCACACCUCAGACCCGGUACUGGUGGUGGGAGCCGGGCUGACAGCGGCCGACGCUGUCCUGGCAGCUCACCACCUCAACACGCCUGUGUACCACGCCUUCCGGCGCUCGGUCACCGACCCAGGCCUCAUCUUCAACCAGCUUCCCAAGCUCCUCUACCCUGAGUACCACAAGGUGCACCAGAUGAUGACCCAGCAGCAGCAGCAUGGCCAAGACAUCCCCAGCUCUGGGGGAACGGGCACCCCGGUGGACCAACAGGAAAACAACACCGCCUCCAUGUCUACUGGCUCCUACCCAGGCUACGUCAGUCUGCCAAAACACCGGGUGGUGGCCUUCAAGCCUGACAGGAAGUGCGUGCUGGAGGGGGAGGACGGACGUCGCACCGUGCUGCAGGUCUCCAUGGUCCUGGUGCUGAUUGGCGCCCACCCCAACCUGUCCUUCCUUCCUGAGAACGGACGGCCCCUCGGUCUCAACCCCCAGGAGCCAAUCACGUGCCGGCGGAACCCCCUGGAAGUUGACCCAUACACGUAUGAGUUGGUGUCAGAGGGGGGGCUGUACGCCAUGGGGCCUCUAGUUGGGGAGAACUUUGUCCGCUUCCUCAAGGGGGGUGCUUUAGCCAUCGCUAGCGACCUCGCCAAGAAGCAGCGGGCCAAGGAGGAGAAUCGCACCACCCUGCGUGUGUCCUAGACUCCUAGGGGUUAAGGGUUGCGACAGGAGUAAACUGCUCCUAAGGCCUGUUGUUGUUAUUAUUGUUAUUAUUAUUAUUAUUAUUAUGAAGGCUGGACUGGGCUUGUCAGCUCAGGCUAAAAGACUGAAGCGCAAUCUGUGACAAUAUGACCUGCACCAGUCCCAAUAUUCCUCAAAGGACAUUGCCACUCUCUCUGGCUCCGCUGAGAGAAUAAUUCAAUCUUUUUACCAGGGCAGGAGAGUAGGUCGGGUUGAUGUGUAGCUAAUCAUAUGGUGCAAGGGUAGAAUCCAAUGUCCUUAUAGAGUACCACAGUAUGAGCCAUAAUACCCAUAGAACAUAGCGGUCAAACAGGUGAAUGGUUCCAAUAGUUUUUACACCGUUCAUUUUUCCCAUAGGGGAUUUUAGAAAUACUUAAAAUAAGGGCUGUGUUUCCUGUAGGCUUACCCUGGCGUAAUGUUUUGAUAACUGUGUAAAUCUCUCUCGGACAAGGUGACUUUUAUCAAUUGAAAUGCUAAUUAGCUCCUAAUGUGGCUAUCAUAAAGAACUAUAAAUGCCAUUAUUAUCUGGAUGAGACUGACUCGAGGCAAAGGUAAGAAUAUCUGGAUGAACUAUCUGUUAGCUAAAUGUAGUAAUUAAGUAAUUGGCAAAAUGUAUUUAAAUGGACAAUUAUGUGAACUGGCUUGUGUAAUUUUAAAUUGACACAAUACCUCUUAGCAAAGGUGUCAGAGAUUUGUAGUUUUGCAUUAUGUCUGCUUUGAUGCGAAUUAGCAUUUUCGAAUCAGUAAAUGGGACCUAAUAUAUUGAUAAAAGUCACCUUGUCCUACGCCAAUGUAAGCCUACACGAAACACAGCACUUAUUUUAAGUGUUUCUAAAAUCCCCUAUGGGAAAAAUGUAUGGUGGAAAAACAAUUGGAGCCAUUUCCCUGUUUGACCACUAGAUUUUAUGGGUAUUAUGACACCUCCACUGGGCGCUAUUUGGUUCCUCAUCAAGUAUGCUAGCCGUAUACUACAAAUGUAGUUUGAGUUAGCAAGGUAACUCUUGAGUUCAACUUGGGAUAACCGGUACCACGAAAGUGGCUCACCUUUUAGCCAGGUAAAUGUUCUAUGGCCACGAAUCCUUCAGAACUAACCUGCUCCGGGGCAGGUUAACUCGGGUCUAACUACAUUUACCCUGAAUUAAGUGUCUUAGCCACGAGUUGAGGACCAAGAAAAUCAGAUUCCCUCACUCUCGCCAAGAUUGCGUUAUCAUCCACUUAAUUUGAGGAAGAUGACUGAUUUUUAAAUAUUUAUUCAUCAAUAGAUAUUUUAAAAUUACUAUUUUAACAAAAACAAUCACAUUACACAUUAAGUAAUGACAAAUGCAUUUGAAACUUGACGCACAGUAAAACCUUUUAUAACUUAAUUCAAUUAUUUUAUUGAUGGGAGUCUGGAAUAAAGGUGCUAGUGCAUUGAUAACCACAGCAAAGUAAUAAAAUAAAGACGGCACUCCUAAAAGUCUAUUUCACACAACAGCCUGCUGAAUUUGCUUAACUUUUCGGCACAAAUUAAAAUGGCACUGACUUGCCCAUGGAUUGAUGUUUCUGCAUUGUCUCAAUGAAGAGUUCACCGUUCAACUAGCCACGAGCGACAUGCAGUUAUAAGCUUGCUAGAGUUCGCGGCAGACGGAACAGCAAUAUCCACCGUCAUAGUACGGAUGAAGCCUGAGCUGAAAUGGGAAAACCCUGUGUAGCUAUAGGUUGCUUUGUUGUAUACCCCUCUUGUUAAUGUUUGAAAACUCAAACGCCAACGUAACUUCUCAGCUAAAUCUUUGAGAUUAACUCUUUUGUUGCAUUGGUUUUCCAUUGUAAAUCAAUUUUGAAAGUGUAGAAACACAUUACAUUUACCAUGCCAUGACGUUUGAUGGAUUCUCUGAAAUGAGAAUGGUAUCUGUGUCUAUAUUAGCAUCUUUCACAAACGAGAACUCAAGCUUGCCAAGCUGAGUUUUUUGUUGUUGUAUCAUUCCUGGUAGUUUUUCAAUCUGUUAGACCUUAAAUGUAGCUGUUUAUUCUAUUUUUUUUAAACCAGACGAUAAGUUUAAGGGGGGGCUAUUCCCUUGAUUUAUUUGCAGUAAAAACUUAAAAGUAAUAUGUUUGAAUUAAGAAUUACAGGGUCAGUUUAUCACCAUGAUCAGGCUCAAUUUGAGACUAGGAUAAUUAGGCAAUCUAUGUUUAAGGCCCAUAUGCAUUCUCACCAAUCUGGGGUGACUUUCCUGAAAGCUUUGUAGCCAAUGUUGUAUUUUAUUUAUCUUGACAACCCAGACACCACUCGUAAUUCGUUCACAUACAGAUUGACUACUAAAUGUUGCUACUUUCUCACUGAUAUGGGUCUGGGUGGUGGAGAAGGUGUACUGUCAGCUAUUAAGCUUCAGGGAAACGCACCUAUUUUUAUCAUCCAGAGAGAAUUGUCAUUUUGUGCUAUCUGUUUUCUCUUGUACAUGUUUGUCCAGAUGGUGCCUUGGCCAAUUGCAUACUCUGAGCUUCUGUUACUGCCCCAGCAGCAUUUGAUCUCGAGCCAGUGCCUUAAGACACAUUGCUAUUACCAAACUGGAAAUGUAUAAACUUAUCAUACAACCACUAGGUGGCCACAUCAAAUAUUAUAUUAUUCCACAGGUGUACAAAAAGUGUAUUGAAGGCCUAUAAUGUUCUUGUAAAGUUGUGGGGCCAUGUAUUAAGACAUCCUUAAGAGACAAUAUUCAUAUGCCAACCAGAAACAGUUUAAACGUCUAAUUGAAUCUAGUUGAGAAACUAGAGUUACAAAUGCAUUCAAAGCAGCGCACUAUUGACAGUCUCUUUCAAGGCAACAUAGUUGGUUUCAUAUGGCUCCUUAGCACUUGCUACACAAGGCAGUAAGACCAAUGACCCACUGGUCUUUUCCAUGCCAGAUGUUUGUUCUGUCUUACAUUUUAAACCAUUACACAAUGUUAAGUACUUCUUAAAAAUAAAUGUAAAAUACUUUUUUUUUCGUCAUUCAUUCAUGGUCUCAGACAAUCAUUUUGAAAUCCACAGAACCCUGACCGAUCAAUAGAAAAGAGACCAGAUGCAAUAUUUUCAGAGAAUCUAAUAUUGUUUUUGUCCACAUUUCCUAUAAAUUGUUCUUCACCACUGUAACCAAAUUCUGAGAGUUGUGGAUCAUUGGUAAUGUUUAUUUUUGGAAAAUGUCCAUUCAAAAAGUUUGAUAGGUGGCUAUCAUGACUUCACUUGAGUGUUCUUUUCCAUGUUGAUAUACAUGCACUACAAAUGCAGGAUUUUCUAUGGAUCCUUUGUAUUAAAUAUACUAUUUUCAACAAA